Molecule: messenger RNA, 3805 nt
Organism: Mesocricetus auratus (golden hamster)
Lineage: Eukaryota; Metazoa; Chordata; Mammalia; Rodentia; Cricetidae
Gene: Cdk5r1
Product: cyclin dependent kinase 5 regulatory subunit 1
Exons: 2
Coding region: 285-1208 (307 amino acids)
Biological process (GO): positive regulation of cyclin-dependent protein serine/threonine kinase activity; brain development; activation of protein kinase activity
Cellular component (GO): cytoplasm; protein kinase 5 complex
Molecular function (GO): cyclin-dependent protein serine/threonine kinase activator activity; protein kinase binding
Source: RefSeq, a predicted model, not a curated record
GGGGCCGCGGCGUCUGCAGAACCUUGGACAGAAGCUGCGAGCCGCCGCCGCGCCGAGCCGCGCCGAGCCCCGGGGCCGCGGCGCGCAUUGCGGAGGGCCUGGGACGCAGCGGCUGCAUCUGCCGCGGGAGCCUGCCUGCGGAUCCGCAGGGCUACACGCGUCGCGUCCCGGGAGCGCCUCCUUUCUCCCUGCGGCCGCUUCAGGCUCGGUAAGCCGUCUUUUCCCUCAGGCCGGCAGGCUGGGCGCGCAGGGGCGCCUGCCCCAGCCGGGCGCGCAGUGGCACCAUGGGCACAGUGCUGUCCCUGUCCCCCAGCUAUCGGAAGGCCACGCUGUUUGAGGAUGGCGCGGCCACUGUGGGCCACUACACGGCCGUGCAGAACAGCAAGAACGCCAAGGACAAGAGCCUGAAGCGGCAUUCCAUCAUCUCGGUGCUGCCCUGGAAGAGGAUCGUGGCAGUGUCAGCCAAGAAGAAGAACUCCAAGAAGGCGCAGCCCAACAGCAGCUACCAGAGCAACAUCGCGCACCUCAACAAUGAGAACCUGAAGAAGUCGCUGUCGUGCGCCAACCUGUCCACAUUCGCCCAACCCCCGCCGGCCCAGCCGCCCGCACCCCCAGCCAGCCAGCUCUCCGGCUCCCAGACUGGAGUCUCCUCUUCUGUCAAGAAGGCCCCGCACCCUGCCAUCACCUCUGCAGGGACACCCAAACGGGUCAUCGUCCAGGCGUCCACCAGUGAGCUGCUACGCUGUCUGGGCGAGUUUCUCUGCCGCCGGUGCUAUCGCCUGAAGCACUUGUCCCCCACGGACCCUGUGCUCUGGCUGCGCAGCGUGGACCGCUCGCUGCUUCUACAGGGCUGGCAGGACCAGGGUUUCAUCACACCCGCCAACGUGGUCUUCCUCUACAUGCUCUGCAGGGAUGUUAUUUCCUCCGAGGUGGGCUCGGACCACGAGCUCCAGGCUGUCCUGCUGACCUGCCUGUACCUCUCCUAUUCCUACAUGGGCAAUGAGAUCUCCUACCCGCUCAAGCCCUUCCUCGUGGAGAGCUGCAAGGAAGCCUUUUGGGACCGCUGCCUCUCAGUUAUCAACCUCAUGAGCUCCAAGAUGCUGCAGAUCAAUGCUGACCCACACUACUUCACACAGGUGUUCUCCGACUUGAAGAAUGAGAGUGGCCAGGAGGACAAGAAGCGACUCCUCCUGGGGCUUGACCGGUGAGCCCCUGUAGCUGGUAUCCCGGCUCAAGGAUUCCAUUCGUUUUUAAAAAUUUAUUACUAAACGGAUCAAAUUUUGUGUACAGUAUGUGUCUAGCAAAGCCCCCAAGGGCUUCUUCCCAUGUUCUCUCCUUGGGGUUUUUUCCAGCCCUUUCAAGAACUCUGGGGACUUUCGAACUCAUGAACCUUGUGCAAACCCAGAAGAUGCAUUCAGAGCCACUUAGGCUGCUGACCACUCACUUUUGGGGACACAAGGGACUGGCUUGCCCAUGUCACCUGCACCCAUGCUGGGUCCAGAGUAGAUGAGGCUUCCCACUGCCCCAUGAUGGGAGCUAGAGAGAGGCCGAUGACAGUGGCCUAGGAGGAAUUGACCCUUUUCUGGUGACUGUUUAAUUCUCCUAAAGGCUCCUGGAGCCAGGGUGUUCUCAGUGAGGCCAGUGCUGCACUGUCCUGGGGCACCAGCCCAGGAGCCUGGAAGUCGGUCUGGCAAAGAUUGUCCAUGGCUGGUGACCCAGCACGGCCCUGCUUUGCUGCUUGGCUUUGGGCGAAGGGCUUUCCCUUACUGGCGGGAUGGAGCUCCCCGCGUGUCCUUUCUCUGUGCGGCCAGCUCCCACCUGGUGUUGGUUAAUGAGGCGGUCUGCUUAUUAGAUAGGUUCCUCUCAUUUGGGGUCCCAGGUAAGGGGGCGAGGUGAAGCUAGGGAGCUCCUUUCCUGAGUGAGUUUCAUUUGCAUAAUGCAGCUCAAUCACUCUGCACAAGCCUGGACAGUGGCAGGUGCCCACGAGCAACGCUGCCUUCUGGGCAGGUGGGUGUCCAUGCUUGAGACAUUUGUCCUGCCAAGCUGGGGUCAGGUGAGAUAAGCUGACAGGUUGCUGUGGUAAUGGCGGCUCCCAGCCCUACCCGUUAGUUUAAGCUGUUUCCAAGCAGUUCGGUUUCUCCCAGAGAUGAAGUUUUGCUAUGUGCAACCUAGUGAGGCAGCUGCGUCUCAGAAACAAUGCAAGGUUCGAGUGUGACUCCUGAUUGCUUUGGAAGCUUGGUGACUGUCCAGCUGAACACUUGCAGCUGCCGGGUGUGGUACCCACCUCUCCCUGGCAGUUGCAGACUACUCUUUGUGGACUUUACUGGUUUUUCUUUCUAAUUUUCCCAGACUGGUGGCUUGGGGUUUGGAAGCGGUCCAAGAGAAGGGAGUGAGUCUUCCUGCAUGGCCCUCACUGCAGCGUUGGGGAACAAAGAGCAAUGUGAAGAUGCUCCCCAGGAUUUCCUCUUCCUGUCCUCUCUCCCCAGGGAGAGCUGUGAUUGGGGGCCACAGCGGGGAAGGCAGAGGUUAUCUUACAUAGGAUUAGGUUCCAGGUGGCUGCCAACUUCCUCACAAGCACUACUGAAAACCCACAUAGAAAGAAGCUGUGAAAUUGAGGUCUGCAUUGAAGAGGCCUGGAGCAGAGCCUUUCAGCCAAUGUGUUCACAGAGGGGGAAGAGGACCCGGAUCUGCUGGGACUAGAGAGCCUCUGCCAUCCCCUCAGCCAGGUUAUUCGGAGAACGGCUGCUGGGCCCUCAUGCUUGCUCUGCACAGGCCUAGCUGCAGCCUCCCUGGCCUGGCUUCAGAUUCUGCUGCCACGGUGACCUGUGUGGGGAGCCCCACGGGGCCUCUGGCCCCUGGUGUAGUGGGAGAGGAGCUUCAGCUGUCCGGUCUGAGGAAGGUGUGUGUUUGUAGCCGCCCAGCUGCUGAAGCUGUUCACUGAGCUGCAAUCACAGGAUUCUAGCUCUCUUGACUGUUUCCUUCUCUUUGUACUUUAAAACAUUUUUUUUUAAUUUUUGAGGAGGUGCAUACUUCAGGAGUGGUUGGCGACGAAGGAAAGAACUCCCUAGUUCCAUUGUGAAGCGUGGGUUCUCUCCCCUUGCAUUGGCCAUCAGUACUGUGCAAAGGUACAACUGAUAGACUUGAGUGUUCGAGCAAUGAACCCAUCCGACAUGCUGCUAUGAAGACACUUUUAGAACAAACACACACAAAAUAGAAAAGAAAAAAAAGAAAAAUGUGAAAAAGAUCUACACAACCCCCUUUUAUUCUUCGUUGCUUUUACAGUGGUACUGUGCAUGCAAACCAGGAACAUUUUGUGUCUUAAGAAAAAUAACCUUAGAACAGAUGGCUGUGGGGAUCACGCCGUGCCGAGGACAAACCACUGAGGCAUAGUUCAGGGUUGGAUUUUCCUCUUUUCCUUACAACCCUGAAGGGUUGAUAUAUUCUUUCCAUGCAGUUAUUAGAAUUUAGUUUUGUUUCAGCAGUGUUAAAUUUGCAAUGAAAAGAAAAUGUGCCAUCCCUUGCCCCAGAAUUAUCGAUAGCUGUCAUCUGAUACUGCUAAUUACACACAUGUGAUGUAUGUGUUUUUUUUUUAGUGAAAUUUCUUCUGUAGCUAUUCUUUGACCAAACUGUGGAUACUGUUAAUUUAUAUUUGUCUCAUUAUGUAUGUAUGUGUAGCGUGUUUGUGAGUAUGUGUGGUUUAUAAUCUGACGAGUCAUGAAGCUCAGUUUGGCUGUAAUUUAAUUCCCCUUCCCUUAUUUUUAUUUAUUUUUGUACUGUGCUGAUUCAAUAAAAUGCACUGACCAUC